AUGUCACAACAAAUAACAAAUUUUUUCACAUCUGUUGACUUAACUGAUACUACUCCCCUAUCUACAUCACAACCCAAUUCAUUAUACACUCCUUCUAGACAUAGUCCUCAUAAUCAUGGACAACUUUGGUUAAAACAUCAAAUUAUUGAUAAUAAAAAUUUUAUGUUUUAUACUAUUUGCCAAAAAGCAAAAGGUAAUAGUUUAUGGGUAAUAUCAGGAUAUGAUACUAUGAAAUUAGAAUUUGUUAAAAGACACGAAAAUUCAGUUGAACAUAAAAAUUCUUUGCAAAUUCUUAAUCCAAGCCAAACUGGUAUUAAAGAGGGUGUAAAUCAAAUGUUAGAAAUGUGCAUGGACAGUGUAGUUACUCAAAUGCGCAAUAUGCAUUUUCUUACUUCACAAAAUAUUGCUAUUAAUAUUUAUCCUGAUUUAGCUAAUUUAGUUAAUUAUUGA
Molecule: messenger RNA, 450 nt
Organism: Funneliformis caledonium
Lineage: Eukaryota; Fungi; Glomeromycota; Glomeromycetes; Glomerales; Glomeraceae
Source: the annotation of a GenBank genome assembly